AUGGUCCAAAUCACGUCACUUCUUACCCUCGGUCUCGGUCUCGUCGGGACAACACUGGCUACGUCCUCGAACACGGGUCUGUUGCAGAUGUUGACUUACGUCAAGCGUCAUCCCAACAUGACCCGUGCUGAGUUCUGGGAGUACUGGGAUACCCAACAUGCACCAAAGGUUAUUCCUCUUGCAACACACUUUGGGAUAUCCCGAUACCAGCAGAUCCGAGUUGGUGGGAAGAUUGUUCCCACUGACGCCGGCGCCUCGGCACCUGCUUCAAACAACCUUGUCGACUUUGAUGGGGUCGCCAUGUUUCUCUACGAGUCAGCUGAUGAUCUGACUGCCAUGUUGUCGCACCCUUACUACAUCGAAGUUGUUGAACCUGACGAGCAUGUCUUCAUUGAUAAGUCUGCUUAUGGCAAUGGCAUGGUCGCUACUUACAUCGGCGAGCACAUUGAGGUGGUGGAUGAUGAGCGCAGUGCUUGGGUGGGCGAUAAGAAAACUCGCAACAAGUAUCAGAAGCUUUUCAAGUCAUACCGAUAA
Fusarium pseudograminearum CS3096 is the source of this 534-nucleotide messenger RNA. RefSeq lists its product as uncharacterized. Bases 1 to 534 code for a protein of 177 amino acids. NCBI's taxonomy places the organism in Eukaryota, Fungi, Ascomycota, Sordariomycetes, Hypocreales, Nectriaceae. The transcript is spliced from 2 exons. The record is from RefSeq and is a predicted model, not a curated record. Gene Ontology annotation, molecular function: oxidoreductase activity.